AGAAAAAUCCUGGCUAGGAGGUAGCUCCGGCUGCUGAGCCUCCGCUAGGCCCCCGGCGGGGCAGGCCCCCCACCUCUCCGAAGAGGGAGCCGAGAUGUCCCAAAUGGAGAUGACAUUGGACUCUGAUGACCAGGACCUGCUGGGCUUCCUGCUGGAGGAAAGCGGAGGUUUGUGGGCUGUGCCUGACCAGGCCGUGGAGGCUCCAUCCGAUGCGGCCGUAGAGGCUCCGCGGGACUGGGCGCUGUCACCUUCUGAGAACUCCGUGCAGGCUCUGAGCGACUGGGAGGUAGAGGAUUUGCUGAAUUGCCUUCUGAGCCCCCAAACAUCUUCGGACGUUCUCAGCUCUUCCGACUCAUCUCCAGUCCACCACGAUCACACCUACUCCCUCCCACAGGAACAUGUCUCCACAGAUCUAGACAGUGGCAGGUGUGGAAAGGAGGAGGCCUGGAUGACGCCACAGCAGGUAGAGGAGCCAGCAGAGCAGGAGAUUGCUGGGCUGAUGCUGACUGAGGAGGAGAAGAGCCUUUUGGAGAAAGAGGGGCUUAUUCUGCCCGGGACACUUCCUCUUACUAAGAUGGAGGAACAAAUUCUAAAACGAGUGCGAAGGAAGAUUCGAAACAAGAGAUCUGCUCAAGAGAGUCGCAGAAAGAAGAAGGUGUAUGUAGGGGGUUUAGAGAGAAGGGUUUUGAAAUACACAGCCCAGAAUCAGGAGCUACAGAACAAAGUACAGCAUCUAGAGGAACAGAAUCUGUCCCUUCUAGAUCAGUUGAGGAAACUCCAGGCCAUGCUGAUUGAGAUAUCAAACAAAACCAGCAGUACCAGCAGCUGUGUCUUGGUCCUACUGUUCUCCUUCUGCCUCCUUUUUGUACCUGCUAUGUACUCUUCAGACACAAGGGGGAGCCUUCCAGCUGAGAAUGCUGUGUUGUCCCGUCAACUUCGUUCCCUGCCCAGUGAGGACCUUUACCAAAUGGAGAUACCUACCCUGCAGUCAGAGGUACCAAAGGACAGCACAAGCCAGUUGCUGUACAGCUCAGAUCAUGUGUUCCAAGCCCCUGGCAACCUCUGCCUGCUGUACUACAUGCCUGAAGCUCCUCAGGCUGUGCCUCCCCUGCAGUGGAGGGGGAGUGACCUCUUCUCAGAGUCCCCCUGGCCAGGUCCCAUUCUUCUCUUGCAGGCAAAUGUCACAAAAAAAGGUGAAGGGCUCCUCACCUAUAGCCCCUCAUCAGUCAUCUUGCAGGGAAGAUACUCAGGUUAGAUAUAAGGAUAUGAGGAAUCAACAAGAGCCUGGGGGACUCCAUCUGUGUUCAAUGAGUGGCGGAAGAGGGCUAGUCUUUGCUUCUAUGCCGUUAGGAUGCCUGAGGGCUCAAAACACACUACACUUGCUACUGGCUUUAUGGAUUUUUUUAUUUGUAUUUGUGUGUCUAUUGCCCUAUGAAUGGCGGCACCUGGGGAAAUCAAAUGACUGAAUAUUUCAUGCAGUGAGGGAAGGGGAUGGAAAGAAAUAAAUAAGUGAUUUUGA
Messenger RNA from Dipodomys spectabilis (banner-tailed kangaroo rat), 1519 nucleotides. It is a transcript of the gene Creb3, whose product is annotated as cAMP responsive element binding protein 3. Gene Ontology annotation, cellular component: nucleus. NCBI's taxonomy places the organism in Eukaryota, Metazoa, Chordata, Mammalia, Rodentia, Heteromyidae. Gene Ontology annotation, molecular function: RNA polymerase II cis-regulatory region sequence-specific DNA binding; DNA-binding transcription factor activity, RNA polymerase II-specific. Gene Ontology annotation, biological process: regulation of transcription by RNA polymerase II. The coding region runs from base 95 to 1255 and encodes 386 amino acids. The transcript is spliced from 10 exons. The record is from RefSeq and is a predicted model, not a curated record.